This is a messenger RNA of Gossypium arboreum, 1964 nucleotides long. RefSeq names its product phosphoserine aminotransferase 2, chloroplastic. The record is from RefSeq and is a predicted model, not a curated record. The transcript has 2 exons. Bases 306 to 1568 code for a protein of 420 amino acids. Gene Ontology annotation, biological process: L-serine biosynthetic process. Gene Ontology annotation, cellular component: chloroplast stroma; cytoplasm. Lineage: Eukaryota; Viridiplantae; Streptophyta; Magnoliopsida; Malvales; Malvaceae. Gene Ontology annotation, molecular function: pyridoxal phosphate binding; O-phospho-L-serine:2-oxoglutarate transaminase activity.
AAAUAAUACUACAACUCCCAACGAGGCCAAGACAAAAUUGAACUCCUAAGAAAAUUCUAAAACGACGGCGUUGUGUUUGUCGACUUCUCACCAACCCUGAGAGAGUGAGAAAGCAAGUAGGCAACAGCCGCAAAGGCACCUGUCCAUCUCCUUUGCAGUCCCUUGGAAGUGAUGGAGCCAAUCGAAAAAUAUCAAACACUUCCAUUAUAAAAGACUCCCUUUUGCUUUUACUUCUUCCCACCAAACAAACUCCCCUCCCUCAACCCCUACAUUUUACUACGCUCUCUGAAAUCUUAGUUACAUCCAUGGCAGCAACAUCUCUAAAUGCCCCUAACGCUCCUCUCCUUCAAAAGACCCAUCAAACUCAUGUCUUUCUCAAACCCAUCUCCACCAUUCCUUGUCAAACCUCUGCCAAGCGCUUCUCCAUCUCUUGUUCCGCAACUACCCAAGAUCGCCUCUCCGUCCAAUCCCAAUCUCAAGAUCGGGUCUUUAACUUCGCCGCCGGUCCUGCCACCUUACCCGAGAACGUUCUCCUCAAAGCCCAAUCCGAGCUUUACAACUGGCACGGAUCUGGCAUGAGCGUUAUGGAAAUGAGUCACCGUGGUAAGGAUUUCCGUUCUAUUAUCGAAAAAGCCGAGGCCGAUCUCCGUUCCCUUCUCAACAUCCCUGAAAACUACGCCGUUUUAUUCCUCCAAGGUGGAGCCACCACCCAGUUCGCUGCUGUCCCUUUGAAUCUCUGUGCCCCAGGUGACUCCGUUGAUUAUCUUGUUACUGGAUCUUGGGGAGACAAGGCUUUCAAAGAAGCUAAGAAAUACUGCAACCCCAAAGUCAUUUGGAGUGGGAAAUCGGAGAAUUACGUCAGGGUUCCCUCGUUCGAUGGUUUAGAACUGAACCCGAAUGCCAAGUAUUUGCAUAUAUGCGCCAAUGAGACCAUUUACGGGGUUGAGUUCAAGGACUACCCAGUUCCCUGCAAUCCAAAUGGGGUUCUUGUUGCUGAUAUGUCUUCCAAUUUUUGUUCCAAACCUGUUGAUGUAACCAAGUUUGGGUUGAUUUAUGCUGGUGCGCAGAAGAAUGUGGGGCCAUCCGGGGUUUGCAUCGUGAUCGUGAGGAAGGAUCUUCUAGGAAAUGCACAAGAGAUUACCCCUGUGAUGCUUGAUUACAAGAUCCACGCCGACAACAACUCUUUGUACAACACACCUCCAUGUUAUGGGAUUUAUAUGUGCGGGCUGGUGUUUGAAGACCUUUUGAAGCAGGGAGGACUGGAAGAGGUUGAGAAGAAGAACCACAAGAAAGCUGGUAUAUUGUACAAUGCCAUCGAUGAAAGCAAAGGAUUCUACAGGUGCCCUGUUGAGAAAUCUGUAAGGUCGAUGAUGAAUGUUCCAUUCACAUUGGAGAAGUCAGAGUUGGAGGCUGAGUUUUUAAAGGAAGCCGAGAAGGAGAAGAUGGUGCAGCUCAAGGGACAUAGGUCGGUGGGAGGCAUGCGAGCUUCCAUUUAUAAUGCUAUGCCUUUGGCUGGAGUUGAGAAGUUGGUUGCUUUCAUGAAGGAUUUCCAGGCAAAGCAUGCUUGAUUCAUGUCUCUUCCUAUAUAAAUUGCGUAGGUUGCAUUCUCCUCGACUAAAACUGAGAAAUAGUUUGGACCUUAACACAAAGAAUCGAGAAGAAACUUUUGCUUAGGGCAUUAGAUGCAAAUAGGAGCAACCCCAGAGGAAAACUUGGGGAGCUCAAACAACCGUCAACAGUAACUAAUGCUUGGAUUACAUCUGCAGAAAGUGGUGUCGAUAAAGAGAGGGAUGGAUCUUGGGAGAACAUCGGUCCAAGGUGAGUAGGCUUGUUGCACUUAAGAAUCUGUGGCUGCGGAUAUAAAUUUUCAAUGAUGCCACAAAGUAUGAGAUUCUGCAGUAAGUUACUAAGUUACGAGUAAACACUUGCAUUCUUUCAUCUUAAUAAAGGGCACUGAAAUAAAA